Saccostrea echinata is the source of this 946-nucleotide messenger RNA. RefSeq names its product biogenesis of lysosome-related organelles complex 1 subunit 6-like. The coding region runs from base 124 to 723 and encodes 199 amino acids. The record is from RefSeq and is a predicted model, not a curated record. Gene Ontology annotation, biological process: intracellular transport. Lineage: Eukaryota; Metazoa; Mollusca; Bivalvia; Ostreida; Ostreidae. Gene Ontology annotation, cellular component: transport vesicle; BLOC-1 complex; extrinsic component of membrane. The transcript is spliced from 6 exons.
UAUUUAUGUUUGGGUGCAAAUUUUUUUUUUACAGUAACCUCUUUUCGUUGAUGUCACUUAAGAUGUAGAGGAAAAAUAAUAAACACAGAGAAAAAGAUAAGUUACCACUGACUUUGACCGAAGAUGUCAGAGGCACCGGCGAGAAAUGGAUCUGAUUCUACAGAGACGGGGGAAACAGAAAAUAUAAAACAAGAGAGUCUUGAUCCUAAAGAAAGUGAAAAUCAAGCAACAGAGUCCAAAACUGAAAACGAGGAGAAACAGGUGGAUCCAGAAGUAAAUGAAAACUCAGGAGCGGAUCCAGAGGAGGAUGGAAUGACAAGUGUGGAUCCAUCAGUGGUGGAGAAGUUGUCAUUAGGAUUACUGGAAAUUUGUCUGCCACCUUUACAGAAAUCCAAGAGCUCACUAGAUGACCUUAUGCAUAAUCAGCAGUUCCUGAUAGAGUCCGUACAGCAGGAGAAUGCUAAGUUUACAGAUUGUCAAGACAUGGAGGAAAUCAGUAAAACAAUGGCCCAAGCAAAGAAAUAUCACAUGAAGUUGAUCAACCUCAAGAAAGAAAUGAAUGCUUUGUCUGAGAAAGCUGCAAAGCUUAAGAGGCGAGCUGUGAAGAUCCAGCAGCAAAAACAAAAGGAGGAUCUACAAAAAGUUCACCAGCGGGAACGGGAGCAAGAGAGAGAGAAAAUGUUAGAGGCCAAGGUUGUCAAAAAGCCUCAAUCAACAUCAUAGCAUCAUGAAAAAAAACAUCUAAGUUUACUACAUGACAUACGUUAGACUUAAUAAUGCAGUAUGAGAUGAAUCUAUACCAUCAAACAGACUGAUAUAUAUUAUCUAGUCAAUGUCAGAUACUGAGUACUAUCAAUCUUACAAAACUUCAUAUGUAUAUAUGUAGGUACGUGUUAGUUAAUUUUUGUAUUAUAUUAUGAUCCCUUGACAAUGAAGUUUGAGGGGA